UUUAGAGCUAUGCUCUACCCACUUUUUUCUCAAUCUGAAUGGAAAUUCUCCUUGAAAUCCUUUCUUAUGUUAACGUCAUGAUCGUUUACUGAACCCAUUCACAUUUUGGUGGCACAUUUACUGCGAGAAGGAAAAGGAGUUGAUCAUGAAAGAAUAUCAGUCACUGAAGGACAAAAACGAACAAUUAAAAGCACAGAUGGUCAAGACAAUAAAGGCUGAGGUUAAGGAAACUCCUGAAGAAGCUUCUUCUAUCCAAGGCGAUGUAUCGACAUCUUCAUCUACAGAACUGCCAUUGCUAGUAUACAACAGACCACCAUUGUUUCCACCCUUUAUUUGGCCUCCCAUCAUUCAUCCUUUAAACCCCAUGCAAAUGCCAGUUGUUCCUGAAAAUGCAAGCAUACAAAAAGAUCUCAUGCCAUUUAACUAUGAGCCGGGUUCAUCAAAUGAACGAGGAAACCUCCCAAGUAUUAGUGGGCCAAGCGCCCCCUUCUAUAUAAUACCUUGCCCGUAGUUCCUCCCUUUUCCUGACCAUGGGAACCAACUCCAUUCACAACCCCUGGAUUCCUGUGGCUGGAAGGAAAAGCAAGAUGAGAACUCCAUUGACAACCAACUUGAUGAGGGAUCUUCUUCAAAGGCAAUGGGAGAUGUAGGUAAUUAUCACCAGUCUUCGCCUAAAGAGUUAAAAGCAGAUGCUGUUUCGUCUACAGAAGCAAACACCAACACCACAAACACUCAUCCUGAGUCAUCAAUUGGGUUCCCAACUGAACUCAUAGGAACUCACCCUCAAGGAGUGGCCCUUACUCCUGUGCCCCUUAGAUCAGUCAAACCCACUUUUACUGUGAAGUGUGAGGAUGAGUCCCUAACAGAUUCUGUAUUCCAAGCGGAGGCUGUUUCUUCCGCAGCCAGUUAUAUUGCUAGUCCUUUGCCUGAAAAGUUGCAGGGAGCUUUUUGUAUACCCGAACAAGAAAAUGGCAGAUGCUUCUGCUGCUGCUGAGGCUAGAAAGAGGAGGAAGGAGCUAACAAAGUUAAAGAACCUCCAUGGUCGCCAAUUCCGGCUGCAUUGUUGAGCCCCGACAAAGUUUUGGUGAAGUCAAUGAACAAAAUUGGUUUCUGAUGUUAGAGCCCAAUCCAUUGCUGCUCUCUGGAAGUCUUGGUGGUGGUGGUUCUCAUAUUGCAGGUUAAUUUCUCGAGGAUCAUAAAAGUUUCUUCGAUUGUACAAGUACGCAGAGUUAUGAUUGGCUACACCUUUAUUGAUCUCGGUUCAACUGUUGAAGCCUUUUAGAGAUCCGUUGCCUCCAGUAGUGGGUACACUAACAUGAUUGUAGUUUUUAGAGUUCCCUUGGGGUUUGAAAAUUUAGAAUUUCAAGUUGUAUAAUGUGAAGGUUGUUAA
Macadamia integrifolia is the source of this 1390-nucleotide messenger RNA. RefSeq lists its product as uncharacterized. The coding region runs from base 146 to 511 and encodes 121 amino acids. The transcript has 2 exons. Lineage: Eukaryota; Viridiplantae; Streptophyta; Magnoliopsida; Proteales; Proteaceae. The record is from RefSeq and is a predicted model, not a curated record.